Molecule: messenger RNA, 2491 nt
Organism: Galendromus occidentalis (western predatory mite)
Lineage: Eukaryota; Metazoa; Arthropoda; Arachnida; Mesostigmata; Phytoseiidae
Gene: NUCB1
Product: Nucleobindin 1
Exons: 9
Coding region: 1-1821 (606 amino acids)
Cellular component (GO): endoplasmic reticulum-Golgi intermediate compartment; extracellular exosome
Molecular function (GO): calcium ion binding
Source: RefSeq, a predicted model, not a curated record
AUGAAGCACCUCGGUGCGCUCCAGGUGGCUGUUUUCUGCCUGGUUGUCACAUUCCAGAACAUAGUUUGCCCGCCCGUCGAUCCCAACAAUCAGGAUCCGGGACCUCCACACGAAGUCAACAAUGAAACAGAUCCCGCAUUUAACCUCGAGUAUGGUCGAUAUCUUGCCGAAGUGGUCAAAGUUUUGGAAUCUGAUCGCGACUUCGCGAAGAAGCUCGAGAACGCUUCACGAGACGAAAUCACGAGCGGCCACGUCGCGAAGCACCUCGACUUGGUUGACCACAAGAUUCGCACGAAGCUCGAUGAACUGAAGCGGAUCGAAAUCGACAGGCUCCGAAAACUGACUCAGAAAAAAAAUGAGCUCGAACAUGGAGUAUACCGUGAUGGUCGGUUUUGGAAAUCGGUGAAAGGAGAAGGUAUCGACAGGACUCACGUCAUAAACGAUCACGUCGACAAGGACAACCAUCACACCUUUGAAAUCGAUGAUCUGAAGAAGCUCAUACAGGCGGCCACUCGUGACCUCGAGAAGCUCCAUGAGGCUCAGAAGGAGGAAUUCAAGAACUACGAGAUGGAGAAGGAGUUUGAGUUUCAACAAGGCAUCAAGAACAUGACCGAGGAUCAGAAGAAAGACGAACUCAAGAAACAUGAAGAAGAGAAGCAUCGGAAACAUCCCUCAGCUCACCACCCGGGCAGCAAGGCUCAACUCGAGCAAGUCUGGGAAGAGGAAGACCAUAUGGAGAAACAAGAUUUCGAUCCAAAAACUUUCUUCGCCAUGCACGAUCUCAAUGGGGACGGAGUACUUGAUGAACAGGAGAUCGAGGCUAUUCUGCAGCUAGAAGCAAAAAAGAUGUACAUGUCCGAUCCUCAACAUCCGGGAGACCCCAGAGAAAUGGAGGAAGAGCUGAACAGGAUGCGAGAGCACGUCUUCAAGGAGGUCGACAAGGACAAGGAUGGGCUCAUCUCGAAGAAAGAGUUCCUCGAGAUGACAGAGGUCGAUUCUUUUGACCGCGAUGAGGGCUGGAAGGGUCUCGAUGAUGAGCAGGUGUACACCCAGGAAGAGCUCCAGCGCUUCAUGCAGAUGCGAGAGCACGAAAUGCAGAUGCAAAUGGCUCAGGGCUACUAUCCGGGCGCUCCUCCCAACCUUCAGUACCAUCCGGGAUACGCGCCACAAGGACCUCAUCCAGGCUAUCAGGGCGGCCACCAGGGCGCUUACCCACCUCAAGGCUAUCCGCAGCAGGGAGGUCAUCCGCAACAAGGCUAUCCGCAGCAAGGAGGUCAUCCGCAACAAGGCUAUCCGCAGCAAGGAGGUCAUCCGCAACAAGGCUACCCUCAGGGAGCUCAUCCCCAGCAGGGAUACCCUCAGGGAGCUCAUCCCCAGCAGGGAUACCCUCAGGGAGCUCAUCCCCAGCAGGGAUACCCUCAGGGAGCUAAUCCCCCACAGGGGUACCCCCAACAAGGCUAUCAAGCGCAAGGAUACCAGGCCUACCCUAAUGCUCCACCUCCCCCCGUGAAUAAUCAGCAGCCGCCCCAAAUCAACCCGCAGAUCCCAGCGAACGCUCAGCUGGCCCAUCACCAACAACAGCAAGUGCACCAACAGCUGCCGGCUCCGAAAGUUGUUGCCGGACAACCCGCCGCCCCGCCUCAGCAGCAACAAUACAAACAGCCUCCGACUCAGCAACAACAGCCCCGAUACCAACAAGCCCAACAACCUUCCCAAGGUCAACAAGUACAACAGCCUGCGCAAGCUCAGGCGAAGGCUCCGGUAACUCAAGGCAACAAUGCCCCCGUAGUCCAACAGCCGAGCCAACAAGCCCGUCAGUGACGCGGAGACGGACGAUCAAAAAGGCGCACAGAACCGAAGGCGUAGAGAAGACUCCAGGUCUUCAGAGCUGAUUUUUCGAGGCAGUCUCUUUUACCCGUUUCCCCUCGUCGACGCUUCUCUUAGCUCUUCCUGGAGACGUCUUCUCUCUCUUGGAAAAACCCGGGAAAGGAGAAUAGACGCUCCUUUGAGAGCUUCGAUGCAAUCGAAGCUGAAAUAGACAACUUGAUCAAUUCUCGAUUUUGAGUGAGCCGACCGCGAUGGUAUCGAUCAGCGUGAACAGAAUUCAUUCAUUCCUUGAAGCUCCGGGGUUAAUUUGUCUGUUGGAGAUCCUAGCGAGAAGAUUAAUUAUUAUUGAUGAUUAACGCAGCGAAUGAGGCAUUUAUUCACAUCGCGUUUGAGAUUCACUGCGAAAAAAGUUUUGACUGGGACUGGAUUCACAGCCCCCGUGGAUAACUGGACUUGGUGGCUUACGUCUGCUUAAUCGCUCUUACCUCAGCUCAAGUCAACUGGUGAUCGAUUCCGAAGAUGCGAUGUGAAGAGUGUAGCCCUCGUGCUGUGUUGCCAAUGUUUGAUGGUGGUUGAUGUGAUAUGCCCAGCUUGAACAUGACUCCGAAAACCAAUAAACAGAACCGGAUUCUCAAUUCGAAGACGAUGGCGAGUCCUGGAGAGG